CGUCCCAACCCUCACAUCUCUCCGAGUUACUAAGGGAAACAUAGUGUGAAAAGAUGGGAAAGAUGGCAUCUACUUUGCUAGCAGCGAUCUUUUUGUGGUCCCUUGUGGCCAUUAAUGGCGAGGAGUUUCCAAGCUUUGGGCCGCUGGUGACCAGGGAGAGCAGGAGAACUUUGGUGACAACUGAUUCUGGGAUGAUCACAGCCGUUGAUGUGCAUGAUGGGUACAAGGGGCUUUACCACCUUCAGUUCAUCACCAUGGAGCCCAGCUCGCUCUUCCUCCCUGUGCUUCUUCACACUGACAUGUUGUUCUAUGUGCAAACAGGGAGGGGAACGGUGAGUUACACAACUGAGGAUGGUACCACCCAGGUCGAUGUGAAGCGCGGUGAUAUCUAUAGGCUGGAGGAGGGCACCGUUUUCUAUGUGAGAAGCCACCCCGAUCCUAUGAGAGAGAAGCUAAGGAUUCAUGCCAUCUUUGACACCAAUAAUAUGGAAAACCCCUCGGAAUCCUUUGUUGGAGCUUACUCAAAUAUCAGUGACUUGGUCCGAGGCUUUGAUGAAAAAGUUCUCGAGAUGAGUUUUGCGGUUUCUGAGGAAAUCAUUCGCAGUAUCGAAUGGGUUAAGCCUCCAUCAAUUAUACCUUUCACACCUAAGAAGAAUGAGAGUAGGAAGCAUAACUGGAAAGAGGGAAUAUUUGAAGCUCUUGUAGGAUUUCAAGGUCCAACUGACAUCAUAAACAAGAAGAAGAAGACAAAAACUAAGACGUUUAACAUUUACACCGCCACUCCUGAUGUGGAGAACUGCAACGGAUGGAGCAUUGCAGUGACUAAAAAAGAAUUUCGAUCUCUCAAGGGCUCACAGUUUGGGGUGUUCAUGGUGAACUUGACCAAGGGUUCUAUGAUGGGGCCUCACUGGAAUCCCACAGCAACGGAGAUCGCUGUAGUGAUCGAAGGGCAAGGCAUGGUACAAGUUGUUUGCCCCAGCAAACCUUCAGGUGAGGGUGGGGACACGUUCAGAUGUCGAAACACAAAGUUUAGGGUUAAAGAAGGGGAUCUUUUUGUUGUGCCAAGGUAUCAUCCAAUGGUGCAAAUAUCAUUCAACAAUAAUUCAUUCGUCUUUGUGGGGUUCAGCACCAUGGUAAAAAAGAACUAUCCUCAGUUCUUGGUGGGGGAGAGGUCGGUUCUUCAAACAAUUGAGAGAGAGAUCUUGGAAGUGUCCUUUAAUUCUUCAAAUACCACGAUUGAAACUUUGUUAACAUCCCAGCGGGAGUCCAUAAUGCUUGCUUGUACUUCAUGUGCCGAGGAACUAGAAAGACAAAUGGAGGAAGAGAUUGAGAGGCAAAAGCGAGAAGAAGAAGAAGCAAGAAAGAGGGAGGAAGAAGAAGCAAGAAAGAGGGAGGAAGAGGAGGAAGCUAGGAGGAGGCAGGAAGAAGAGGAGGCUAGAAGGGAGGAAGAGGAAGCUAGAAGGGAGAAAGAGGAAGAGGCCAGAAAGAGGGAAGAGGAGGAAGCUCGAAGGAGAGAGGAAGAAGCUGAAGCUAGGAGGUGGCAGGAAGAAGAGGAGGCUAGAAGGAGAGAGGAGGAAGAGACUAGGAAGAAGGCAGAGGAGGAGACUCGAAGGAGAGAGGAAGAAGAAGAAGAGGAGGCUAGAAGGAGAGAGGAGGAAGAGACUAGGAAGAAGGAAGAGGAGGAGGCUCGGAGGAGAGAGGAAGAAGCAGAAGCUAGGAGGAGGCAGGAAGAGGAGGCUAAAAGGGAGCAGGAGGAAGCUAGAAGGAGAGAGGAAGAAGAGGCGAGGAAGAGGGAAGAGGAGGAAACUAGGAAGAGAGAGGAAGAGGAGGAAGAAGCUAGAAGGAGAGAGAAAGAAGAGGCAAGGAAGAGGGAAGAGGAGGAAGCUAAGAAGAGAGAGGAAGAGGAGGCUAGAAAGGCGGAGAAAGAAACUGAAAGGAGAGAGGAAGAAGAGGUUAGGGAGAGAGAAGAGAAGGAAGCUAAAGAGGAGGUUAGAAAAAAAGAAGAGACAAGAGAGAAGGAAGAGGAGGAAGCUAAAAUGAGAGAGGAAGAGGAGGAAGCUGAAAGGAGAGAGGAAGAGGCUAGAAGAAGAGAGAAGGAAAGGGCUCAGAAAAGGGAGGAGGAAGAAGAAGCAAAAAAGAGAGAAGAAGAGGAAGGUGGUGGCACAAGGGAGGAGAAAGAGCCAACUAAUGGGAAAUGGAGGGGAAAAACAAGCCUAGAGAUUAGAAAAAUAAAGGGAAGGAACAUAUGAUAGAGAAAAAAGAGGAUGAAAGAUGAAGAAAAUGGAGGGUAAGAGUAGUGGUGGAACAGGUAAGAGCAGAAGGGAGAGUUCUUUGGAAGAAAAUGUAGAGGGUUUAGGGGAAUGGAGAGUUCUUUGGAAGCAAAUGUGGAGAGUUUAACGUACAGGUUUGUUCUAGUGGAAGGAAUAACAGCAUUUAAUAGUAUAUUGCUUUUUGUGUAGCUUGUGAAAGCUUCUAUUUGUAAUCAUUUUAGGAUUCGACUUUGUUUCCCUAAAUUCCUUGUUUAAUAAUUUCAGUGCUAUGUAUUUUGUUGCUAGUUGUUUUACCUUUCCGGACAGCUAAAACAUGUUGGUUUGCAAGUGCUCUGGUAUCUUAUGUUA
Molecule: messenger RNA, 2618 nt
Organism: Elaeis guineensis (African oil palm)
Lineage: Eukaryota; Viridiplantae; Streptophyta; Magnoliopsida; Arecales; Arecaceae
Product: vicilin-like seed storage protein At4g36700
Source: RefSeq, a predicted model, not a curated record